Molecule: messenger RNA, 1746 nt
Organism: Ailuropoda melanoleuca (giant panda)
Lineage: Eukaryota; Metazoa; Chordata; Mammalia; Carnivora; Ursidae
Product: protein moonraker-like
Exons: 5
Coding region: 266-1327 (353 amino acids)
Biological process (GO): centriole replication; protein localization to centrosome
Cellular component (GO): centriolar satellite; microtubule organizing center
Source: RefSeq, a predicted model, not a curated record
GGACUCUGGGAUCACGCCCUGGGACAAAGGCAGAUGCUUAACGACUGAGCCACCCAGGCACCCCGUGGAGAUGUUAUUUGAAGCACUAUUUCUAUUAGUGGAAAAACUGGAACCCUCUAAACGCUUAGGUUAUAGCUAGGUUAGGCACGAAAGGGCCGUUUGGGGGAUUUUGGAAAAUGCCACAAUGAAAAACAGUGGAAAUAUUAGCCUCUGGAAACAUGCCUCUGUUCCUUAAGAGAAAAACAAAGCAAAACUUGCAUCUGUGAUGGUUCAAACGGACGAAACCUGCGGCCUGUGUAGGAAGAACCAGCUGCAGUUUAACAGGAGCGUCCCCGCACAUUCCAGCGACUUGGCCGUCCGCUACUCCUGCCCGCACGCGAUCAGAAUUGAGAAGCUGAACCACUCGUACAGCGAGUCGCGCCAUCAGCAAGACCUGGGUUUGAGGGGCGGUCCCGAUGGGAGCGGUUCCGCUUCGUUUUCCAUCAUCUCGGAGGAGAGGCUCAGCCGCGCCGUGCAGCUGGCCAAGAGAGACGUGAAGCGCAGGCAGCUGGAGGAGCACGUCCAGCAGCACCGUCUCAGGAGUGAGCCCCAGCUCUCUCAGAGGGGGGAACCCCACAAGCAGCAGAUCCCCGAGCACAGGGCGCCAAGGAAGGGACCGAGGAGCCGGGAAAUGUGUCGUUGCGCCCACCAGCCGUCCACGGUGGCAGCGUCUUGCUCCGGUGCCAAGGUGUACCUGUGCACACCUUGUCCCGCACGGUCCCCUCCGGCCGUGCCCCAGUCACCACCCACCCGCGACCCGGGGCUGGAGCCCCAGCCCAGGAUCAGCGGCCACCAGAGCCUGCAGGAAGUGCAGCGUCUCCAGAGGGAGUUGAACACCUGUAUCCAUAAAAUGGAAGAAGUCACUAAGAAAGAUAGAGCAGAAGCAGUUCUGGAUCCGGACGAGGAGCGACGAGUCCGCGUGAGGAGGCAGGAGCAAGCCGCGCGCUCGGCCCGGAUGCUGUACGUGCUGCAGCAGCAGGUGAGAGAGAUCCAGGAAGAGUUGGAUAAAUUGAGUCCACAUAAGAUCAGACACACGAAGAAGUCGUGGGCCAUGUCGCGGCUGGCGGCUGCCCACCGAGGAGCCAUCCGGGCCUUACAAGUGUUGGUGACCCAGCUUACGGACCGCGGGGAGCAUCCAGUUCCUGCACGCUGCAGGGAGCUGGGCGGCCUCAUCCGCCAGCUGUCACUCUGCUCCGCCAGGCUGAACGCCGACUCUCCCGUCCCCGACGUGGUCGCGGACAUCCUGCGACAAAUCGAGGUAUGGAACGGACUCCGGGUUUGUUUCUAAGCAGGGAGGUAAUGCUUACUGCGGCCUCUGCUGUCGUUGGCAUUUAUGGAGAAGACACGACGAAGCUGCGGCCUGCUGAACUCAAGCUUCGCAGAGGACGGAGGACGCACCUUGGUUUUUAUUUUAUCCCUUUCACAGUCUAGUCCGUAACGCUGCGUCUCACUUGUUUGAGAAUGGGUGGCUGGGUAUAGAAUGCGCAUCGACUACUAACCAGGUCCAUUGAGUCACCAGAACGUUCCAUUCCCUUAACAUGCACUUGAGAGAGAAUCAGCACAGGAAAGGAGAGCAGCAGAGCGCUCUUCAGUUAGCGUUUGGGUGACAGUGCCAGUGUGCAGCCUCGGUGGACUUCUGGGAAGAAGGGGUGCUUGAAGACAUAAGAGAGCACAGCCUCUAGCCUGGUGUGGUGGCUGGCGAUGUCU